Messenger RNA from Diplodia corticola, 1389 nucleotides. Its product is annotated as protein-tyrosine phosphatase. The record is from RefSeq and is a predicted model, not a curated record. Gene Ontology annotation, biological process: protein dephosphorylation. Bases 1 to 1389 code for a protein of 462 amino acids. The transcript has 3 exons. Lineage: Eukaryota; Fungi; Ascomycota; Dothideomycetes; Botryosphaeriales; Botryosphaeriaceae. Gene Ontology annotation, molecular function: protein tyrosine phosphatase activity.
AUGUUGAGCUCCUCGCCGCUCCAGGUCCCCGGCGGAUCGCCGAACUCGUCCAAGCGCUCGCUCUCGCACGACAGCAUACGCUCCUCGGCCGCCGUGUCGUCCUUGUCCAUCGGCAGCUCGCCCGCGGGCUCGGCGCGAGGCCGCAUUUCGGCCGACGACGGCAUCGAGGCGCCGUUGCCGUGGUUCCUGAGGCAGUCGAAAACAGGCAGGCUAACUUUCAAGCGCGCGGGCUUCGCAGAAAUCACUGAGAAAUUCGAAACCCUCGGGUGGCAGGAGCGCAAGCGCAUCGCCGAAGGCGCUCUGCAGACCAACUCUCCCUCGCGAUGGUCCCGCGUGACGGGCGGCCUCGUGGCCCAGCGCAACCGAUACAUGAACGUGGACCCUUUCGCCGCCAAUCGCGUGCAAUUGAAGGUGCCCGAAGGGCAUGACGAUUAUAUCAAUGCGUCCCCCAUCAUCGUACGGUCAGCGAAAACCGGCGCGGUCAAGAAAUACAUAGCGACACAGGGCCCCAAGGAUAACACCCACCACCACAUGUGGCGUAUGAUCUGGCACGAGUGCGCCUCUCCGGCCGUCAUUGUUAUGUUGACGCAGCCGUACGAGGGCGGCCGAGAGAAGUGCUACCAGUACUACCCUGACAGUAUGGAAUCGCCGCCGAUAAUCGUGAACGAGCACGACGAGUUCGGCGACGAGGUCGUCUUCGAGAUCACCUUGCUCUCCGUGCAUGAAGACGAUAGGUCGCGUUCGACCGUCCGCGAGCUGGAAAUCAAAGACCGCGCCUCUGGAGAGACGAAAAAGGUUUGGCAUUUCCUGUGGCCCGUAUGGCCGGAUUUCGGCGUGCCAGAAGGCCCAUAUAAGCACCUGCUGGCGAAUCUGAUCCCGCUGUCCGAGGAAAAGAACACGGACGAGAGCAGCCCCCGGAUUGUUCACUGUAGCGCCGGCGUUGGCCGCAGCGGGACCUUCAUAGCCCUGGACCACCUCUUGACCGAGUUGAAUGCGGGAGCUCUCGACGACGUGCCCGAUGGUAAAGAUCCCGUCGAGGAGACGGUCGAAGCGCUUCGCGCCCAGCGCAUGAUGAUGGUGCAGCAGGACUCGCAGUUCGCCCUCAUCUACAAGACGCUCCGCGAGAAAUGGGUUGACCGAUGGCGAGAACGCCAGGGCCUGCCGCCUAUCAGACGUGCCGUAACAGAUAGCGGGAGAGGAUCUAGCGAGGAGGCGGCGGGUGCCGCCGCCGCUGUCGACACCAAACGAGGCGGGGACACGGCCGAGGUUGAUGAGCGCGACACCAAGGUCGCGCGUUUUACGUCGUCGGACCUCGAGGAGCGCGAUGCCAGGCUCGCUCGCCUUGUUUUCGAACUCGAGGCGGAGUUGAGGCAGAACGCUGCCGGUUGA